Messenger RNA from Penicillium cinerascens, 1218 nucleotides. Its product is annotated as mitochondrial 54S ribosomal protein uL2m. Gene Ontology annotation, cellular component: ribosome. The transcript has 2 exons. Gene Ontology annotation, biological process: cytoplasmic translation. Gene Ontology annotation, molecular function: RNA binding; structural constituent of ribosome. NCBI's taxonomy places the organism in Eukaryota, Fungi, Ascomycota, Eurotiomycetes, Eurotiales, Aspergillaceae. Bases 1 to 1218 code for a protein of 405 amino acids. The record is from RefSeq and is a predicted model, not a curated record.
AUGCUUCAACCCCGACUUGCCCUUCGGGGCAUUCGGCUGCCAUUCAGGUGUUUACCUGCCGUCCCAUCCAUUCCCACUCGCCGCUUCGCAACCGUCAUCAGUGAGCUCGAAACUCCGUCUGAGAAGCCUUCCACCGCUGGCUUUGACCCUACUGCCUCUUUCGCACCUCCCCCAGCUCGCGGCGAUACCGGCGUGAACAUUCGCAAAUAUACUCCGCGCACCCCCGGUGUCCGACACUUGCGACGACCGGUUAACGACCACCUCUUCAAAGGUCGCCCUGUUCACCGCUUGACAUUUCCCAAGCGUGGUCAUGCCAAGGGUGGCCGUAACAACACCGGCCGAGUCACGGUUCGUCACCACGGAGGUGGUCACAAGCGUCGAAUCCGCACCGUGGAUUUCUUGCGGAUGGAUCCCGGCCCUCAUCUAGUUGAGCGCAUCGAGUAUGAUCCCGGCCGAAGUGCACAUAUUGCUUUGCUCCGCAGCAAUGAAACCAAGAAACUGAGCUAUGUCCUCGCAGCGGACGGCAUGCGUGCUGGAGAGACGGUCCAGAGUUACAUGCCCGGUAUCCCUGACGAUUUGUGGAAAAGCAUGGGAGGUACAGUUGACCCUGGUGUGCUGGCAGCCAGGACCGCAUGGAGAGGAAACUGCCUGCCUCUGCACAUGAUUCCUGUCGGCACUCUCAUCUUCAACGUGGGAUUGCGGCCCGGGAAAGGUGGCCAGCUCUGCCGUAGUGCAGGAACUUAUGCCACCGUGGUUGCCAAGGGCAGUGACUCCCGCCAGCAGGAGAUCGAACCUGAAACCGAUCAACCGGAGGCGGAAAAGAAGCCUUUGACCCUCCGUGAAAGACAGAAGCAGGAGCGUCUGGCUCAGCAUAUUACUAUCCGCCUCGCUAGCGGCGAGUCUCGUCUCAUCCACAAGGAUUGCUGUGCCACUAUCGGUAUUGCUAGCAACCCGAAUUAUCACUACACCCAGCUUGGUAAGGCCGGUCGAUCCCGCUGGCUCAACAUUCGUCCGACUGUCCGUGGUCUGGCCAUGAACGCCAUGGACCACCCUCACGGUGGUGGUCGUGGUAAGUCCAAGGGUAAUGUUGAUCCCAAGAGUCCCUGGGGUAUUCCGACCAAAUCCGGCUACAAGACUCGCCCGAAGUGGAAGAUCAACAAGGCGGUUGUCCACCCCAGACCCCGCAACCAAGGCCAGCGUCGUCGUAAGAACAACUAG